UUUAAAUUAAAAAAAACUUUUUUAUAAAAAUUAUUUUAUUAAAUUUUAAAAAACAAUAAUUAAAAAAAAUGGCACAAGUACAUCCACCAAAAGUUUACAUGAAUGGAAAUCCAAAAAAAAUGGCAAAUGGUUUUGAAAUGAGUGAUAUUCCAAAAAGUAAUGGUCAUCAACAAAAUGGGGCAGCACAAAAUGUUAAAGAAGAUGCUUAUAGAAAUAAUGUAGAUUACGAUAAACACACUGAUAAAAAUAUUGACAAAGAUACGGUUCAAAAUGGAUUUUCACAAAAUGAAUACAGUUAUGAAACUCUUGUUACAUCAGCUAAUUACAUCAAAUCUAAAAUUCCAUUUACACCAAAAAUUGGAGUCAUUUGUGGCUCUGGGCUAGAUCCUUCGUUUUUAGGAUUGGUAGCCAAAGUUAUUGAAAACUCCAUCAUCAUUCCAUAUUCAGAAAUACCAAAUUUCCCAGUAUCUACAGUACAUGGUCAUGCUGGUCGAUUAAUAAUUGGAUAUUUAAAUGGCGUCCCUGUAAUGUGUAUGCAAGGGCGAUUCCACUACUAUGAAGGUUAUCCAUUAUGGAAAUGUUCCAUGCCAGUACGUGUCAUGAAAUUGGUCGGUAUCGAACAUUUAAUUACAACAAACGCAGCUGGAGGACUAAAUCCUGACUACAAAGUUGGUGAUAUUAUGCUUAUGAAAGACCAUAUCAAUAUUAUGGGAUUUGCUGGAAACAGCCCAUUACAAGGACCAAAUGAUGAACGAUUCGGUCCACGAUUUUUACCAAUGAAUAAAGCCUAUAACAGUGAUUUAAUUAAAUUGGGUAAAGAAGUUGCCAAAGAAUUAAAUAUUGCUGAUAUUGUCAAAGAAGGUGUAUACACAUGCUUGGGAGGACCAAAUUUUGAAACUGUUGCUGAAUUAAAAAUGUUGAAAUUAGUCGGUGUUGAUGCUGUUGGAAUGUCUACAGUCAGUGAAGUAAUUACAGCACGUCACUGCGAUUUAACAGUAUUUGCCUUUAGUUUAAUUACAAAUAUAUGCAUUACUGAUUAUGAGAGUCAUGAAGAAGCCAAUCACAUUGAAGUAUUAGAUGCUGGCAAAGAAAGAGAACAUAUUUUACAGCAAUAUGUCACACGAAUGGUAGAAAAAAUAGGAAAUCUUAAGAAAUAAACUUGCGUAAUAUUCCUAAUGGAUUUAUACAAAAAAAAUGUGAUUUUUCAAUCACAUUUAACGCCUGAAACACGUGCAAGAUUUAAUGGAAAUUUAAAUUUACGCUGAAAUACUACAUGCAAUUAUUUUAUACGUAUUUAAAUACGGUGUUCGAAAGGACCUCAAUUCAACCCUAAUAAGAAUUAAAUUUCUAGAAUGGUGAACACUACGUUAUACUUAACAAAAUCAUUUACUCAAUUUUGCCGUUGUUGUACCACAACUGUCAAGAUUCGGAUUAGACCAGUCUAGAUAUUUUUUUAUCUUAAGAGAAUUUAUAUUUAUCACGAAUUUUUGAAAAUUCAAUGCCCAAAAUACUAUAACAAAAUACAACAUUGUCGUCAAAUGUGCAAGCCAAAAUGGAUAACUGGUUUUUCAAGGAUAUUUGCAAACAGUAUGAGAGUAGAAUGUAUCCUACUCUCUGUCUUUGGACGCCAUUACUUCGUCUAUUAUUUUAUGGAUAAAUUACAUUUUUAACAAAUUGAUUCUCAUUCUCAAUAUGAUUAGAAUAUUGAGCAUUCACGAUUAAUUAGGUAGAAACUUUGAAAUUCAAUAACUACUGAGAAGUAAUCAGUAAAUGGGCCUUGAAAUCAUUCUAAACCGGAGAAGCAAACUAGAAAACAAAACUCAAAGUAUUAAUGAUUAAAACACGAUCGUUUAUAUUAUUAUUUUCGUCCACGAUUUACGAUAAGUUCCUACCCUUAACAUUAUAUAAACUAAACCUUGAUUGUUUUUUAAUUUUGUAGUCUUGAAAUAAUUUAGACUACUCACAGUUUCAUUAAAUUUUUUAAACUAAUCCCAUUUUAGAAUAUUCGCUAGAUACAUUUAUUUCAAUAAUAAAACUCAGAUAGUUUAAAAAUAUAUAAUA
This is a messenger RNA of Chrysoperla carnea, 2061 nucleotides long. RefSeq names its product purine nucleoside phosphorylase. Lineage: Eukaryota; Metazoa; Arthropoda; Insecta; Neuroptera; Chrysopidae. Gene Ontology annotation, cellular component: cytoplasm. Gene Ontology annotation, molecular function: purine-nucleoside phosphorylase activity. The coding region runs from base 69 to 1157 and encodes 362 amino acids. The transcript is spliced from 3 exons. The record is from RefSeq and is a predicted model, not a curated record. Gene Ontology annotation, biological process: nucleoside metabolic process.